Messenger RNA from Colletotrichum aenigma, 879 nucleotides. RefSeq names its product Transcriptional regulator NRG1 (gene NRG1). Gene Ontology annotation, molecular function: RNA polymerase II cis-regulatory region sequence-specific DNA binding; DNA-binding transcription factor activity, RNA polymerase II-specific. The transcript has a single exon. Lineage: Eukaryota; Fungi; Ascomycota; Sordariomycetes; Glomerellales; Glomerellaceae. Gene Ontology annotation, biological process: regulation of transcription by RNA polymerase II. The record is from RefSeq and is a predicted model, not a curated record. Bases 1 to 879 code for a protein of 292 amino acids. Gene Ontology annotation, cellular component: PcG protein complex; transcription regulator complex.
AUGCAUGUUCGAGACGCAACCGGCCGCCAGGUCUCCCUUCUCAACGAUGAGCCGUCAAGUGCCCCUCAGCGCCUAAGCUAUCGCACUGCGAAUCACAUCAUCUCACAGCCUUUCCACCCUGCGCCGCGCAGCAACUCUUCGUCGCCCCAUACCCCAGAGCUUCUCCGGUCAGAUUCCUACGACUCGAACGCCAGUAGCGACCCCAUGUCCCCUCUGACGCCGACCUCUUACGACCUUGCGCGAGCCAGUGCCUUCGCUUCCGGCCAGACAAUGUACGACGAGUUUGAAAAGCGUCCUGCUUACGCCAACAACAGCCGCGCAAAUUCAUACGAGGACGAAAGCUCAGCGACGUCGCCGAUGCCUGAACGUCCGGGCAAGAGGUACCCGUGUCGCUAUCGCGAUUCUCACGGCUGUGAGAAGACAUUUACCACCUCCGGACACGCCUCCAGGCAUUCUAAGAUCCACACCGCUGAAAAGGCGGUUCAAUGCACUUUUUACGGCUGUUCAAAGAAAUUCACUAGGGCGGACAACAUGAAGCAACAUUUGGAGACUCACUAUAAGGACAAGUCGCGUACUUCGGCUUCGGCGGCCAAGGCUGCUGCGCGCUCAUCACUCGGCGCCCUUUCGGCUUCCGGUCGUCGCUCUUCGUCGUCUUCCAGAAAUGUCUGCAGUCGUUCCUCCCGCGAUCAACCCAUGUGGGACACCGAGUCAUAUGGAUAUCCUCCUGGCCAAGCUCCUUUGCCUUCCCCUGGUGCUAAUGGCGCCUGGGAUAUGCGUGGCUUGAACCUGCCUCUUCUCAGCCGCCCUACUGCAACUAGAACCCCCAGCAGUGGGCUGGAUGCCCUCGCCAUGGCGGUAGCUUGCCAGGAGGGCGCUUAG